Asterias rubens (European starfish) is the source of this 2083-nucleotide messenger RNA. RefSeq names its product protein phosphatase 1 regulatory subunit 36-like. Gene Ontology annotation, molecular function: phosphatase binding. The transcript has 16 exons. Bases 139 to 1437 code for a protein of 432 amino acids. The record is from RefSeq and is a predicted model, not a curated record. Gene Ontology annotation, biological process: negative regulation of phosphatase activity. Lineage: Eukaryota; Metazoa; Echinodermata; Asteroidea; Forcipulatida; Asteriidae.
GUCAUAAACACGAUCCAUGCACUGAGCCAAGUUCCAAAUAAUCAUAUUAAUUGUACGUACAAUUUGAUUGCAAUUGUCGUGUUAUCCAAGUAUGUCUGUCUUAUCAACAUACACUGUGCAUUCCUCAUAAAAGAAGCUAUGGCUAAAACGGUGCUUGUGACCGAAGAGGUACUAACUCCAAGCACUGGAAAGUGGUAUUGGAAAGAAGAUUCAAAUUCACUGGAGUUCCAAUCAAGUGCUAAUCCAUCAAAUGAUCAGAAGGAUAAGAAAGGACACAGAAAGAAGAACAUCACGUUCAAUGACAACCCAGGAAAGAAAGACAGAGCCCAGUCAGUACGUUAUGAUGUGGACAGAGGACAAGGGUUAGCCUCCAAAGGAGCCAGGCAGGGGGGACUAACAUCAAAGUCGGCUCGAUCAAAAGCUACCAAAGAAACAACCGUCACUCUUCAAAGAGUCAAAUCUGUUGUCCUGUCCUUACUGAUUGAAGUCAAUGUCCAAACACAUUCAUUUGAGAUGUGUCUCUAUGAAUUGGAUCAGUUUGAUGAGUUUCUUCUCGGUCUUCUCAACUAUUUCUCAUCAUUUUUUGAGCAAAUUGUUUUGGAGAGUAAACCAAAGACGAUGACAACUGAACCGAGCCAGGCAGAGAAGAAAGCAAUGGCAGAGAUUACAUCUCGCAUGGAGGCAGCUCAGCAUAAAUUAGCCAAGAGUUACUGCGUUCUCAUCUUGGGCCUAGGAUUACCAGAUCAUCAUCACAUGGGAUGUGGAAGUGAGAGAGUGUCAUCAACUUACAAAGACAGAGAUAUUUAUGAGACACUGUACAGAUUUUGUGUCCAUUUGGUUUGGAUUGUGUUUCGCCGCAAAGAUUAUGAGCUCAUUAACAAAGAGAUGGGAAGAAUGUUAAGAUCAGACGUCUUCAACCCAGCUCUGCGCAUCAAGAAUGCCCCUGAGGAGGAUGCGGAUGCAAAGGAUCGAGAGGAGCAGAUGGACACUGACUUCCACAAGAAGAAACUCAUCUCACCAGCCGAGUACAGGAGGAAGAAAUUGAAACGUCCAGCAAUUACACAGAUAAUAACUCAACGUUCACCAGUCCUUGUGUCGUUACUUCCUACACCUAAGGAGAAGAAUGAUUAUCUGUUUGAGAGAAUGACUCUGGAUGCCCAAGGAAACCAGACUGGCCCACAACAGGAAUAUGAGUCGGGUCGAAAGGUCAGAUUGAACCACAGAGUUGGAAUCAUUGGAGAGCCUUUGGACCAAUUCAACACAUUGACGCUUGCGCCUCUAGGCUCAGAGCAGGAUGAAGAGAAUGAUGAGGACCAGGCAAAAUCAAGUUCACAGUAUGGAACUCCAAGUCCUGAACAUGUGGGUUUGAGCCGGCAUCAUACUGACAUGUCCCAAGCAACAACAGAAAUCUUCACGGAUGAUGAUGAUGACAUGUAGAAAGAGAAAGCAAGCUUUAUGUAGCAGUUUAGAAAAAGUCAAGACGUUUAAGAGUAAUUUGUCAGCUCAGGAUUAUGAUGGCGUUUGUGCAGUUAAUAUAAAAAGUGGUUUUGCAUAUUUUGGGAACUCCUCUUACUAAAUUGACCUGAUUGAUCAAGAGGUGUCUUAAAAGUAAUUGUUAAGCAAAAAGAAUCGUCUAUUUUCUAACUGUAACACUUAUGUGGUUUGGGUUUUUUAUUUUUUUAUUUUUUUAUUCUCUUUUUCAUUUAAUGAACUUUUGUUCAUUUGGAUAUGACAAUGCAAUUAACCACCAUGUAUGAUUUAGUACUAAGUCAACAAAAUAAGAAUAUUUUUUGUAAAGCACUUGCAUGUGUGAUGUACCCUCACAUAACUGAAUAUGAAUUAAAGUGUGCAUACAACAUUAAUACACGUGACAAUUGCCCAAGGUAUAACUUCUAGCCAAGUGUCUUUUUGUCUUUAUCUUAAACAAGCCCCAUUUCAGUGCCUUUCUGAUGUAAUUUACUGUUUCUUAUCAAGAUAAUUUAUCUGGCAUUGGUGUGAAAACAAACAUUGUAUGCCUGUAAAGUGGAAAAAUAAAUCAUAAUUCAAGUGUAUAUAUUCUCGAUUAAAUUGAAUUGUUAAAACA